AUGGCCGCCACGAGCGGUAGUGAGGAGAACCCAGAAGAUGAACUCCCUGCGCCGGUAUCUGAGCUCUGUGAGCUCUGUGGGUGGCGGCCGUUCACGGCGCAAAUGAAUAAAAAAGGGCGCAAUGCGGCUCAAGCCGAACCCAAACCCACUUGCAAAUUAGGUUCUGGGGGGACCGACUGGAGCGG
This is a messenger RNA of Pelobates cultripes (western spadefoot toad), 185 nucleotides long. The record is from the annotation of a GenBank genome assembly. Lineage: Eukaryota; Metazoa; Chordata; Amphibia; Anura; Pelobatidae.